AUGAAAACAAAAGAAGAAGCGCUAGAGUUUCUGAAAUAUAUUUUACCGAAGACGGAGCAGAAUCCGGGGGGAGAGGCGGCGGGGAUUGAUAAAUUUGCGAUUUUGGUUGUGGGGGAGAGUGACAGACCCAAAUGCGUAGGUUUCGUCGGCACCAACCGCCCAUCGCCCGAGGGUCUCGAAAUGGGCUAUUGUGUGAAUCCCGAUUAUUAUGAUAAUGGAUAUGCUACGUGGGGAGUAACUGAGUUUUUGAAGAUUUAUUGGGGAAUGGAAGAAAGAUCCCACAUCCCACACCUUGUAGCAAAGAUCGACCCGAGAAAUAAAGCAAGCGAGAGGAUAAUAGCUAAAGUUGGAGCGAGAAAAGGUGAAGUUCUUGAGAAAUUUUAUUCGAGGAGGAUAGAUGAGGGAAAGUUGAGUGACAUCAGGUGUUGGUAUUUGGAUAGACCCGGUGUUGGUGGGAAUGGAGAGGAAAGGGGAAAAGGGGAGGGAGAGGGAGAGGAGCAGGAGAAAUGA
Messenger RNA from Botrytis byssoidea, 510 nucleotides. RefSeq lists its product as uncharacterized. The record is from RefSeq and is a predicted model, not a curated record. Gene Ontology annotation, molecular function: acyltransferase activity, transferring groups other than amino-acyl groups. NCBI's taxonomy places the organism in Eukaryota, Fungi, Ascomycota, Leotiomycetes, Helotiales, Sclerotiniaceae. The transcript is spliced from 4 exons. The coding region runs from base 1 to 510 and encodes 169 amino acids.